AUGACCACGAACCAACGACGCGAAACUUCCUCAUGGUCCUCCAUCAAGCCUUCUCUCUCUUCCAUGCGAACCGUUAAUCCCAUCCGACAAAUUGUUGAUAAGCUUCGUGAUGAGGACUUGAAUCCACAAAAGAAAAAACUCUCACUCUCCAUUGGAGACCCAACGGUCUUUGGAAAUUUACGUACGGAUCAUGUCGUAGAGGAGGCUGUAAUUCGGGCUGUAAAGAGUGGAGCAUGUAAUGGCUAUGCACCAUCCAUGGGACGAGAUGAUGCCCGUAAAGCUGUUGCACAACGAUGUUCUACUAAAAAUCAUGAUUUGAAGCCUUCGGAUAUUGUGAUUUGCAGCGGUGCUAGUGGAGCUUUGGAUAUUUGUGUUCAAGCCUUGUGUAACGAAGGUGAUGAAUUACUGAUACCACAACCUGGCUUCUCUCUGUAUACCACAUUGGCUGGAAGCAAAGGUAUUGAAGCUCGGUAUUACAAUUUAAAGCCUAAUGAUGAUUGGAAGGUAGAUUUGGAUCAUGUCAAAUCGCUCAUUACAGAUAAAACAAGAGCCAUCAUUGUAAAUAAUCCUUCAAAUCCAUGUGGUUCAGUAUAUUCCGAGCAACAUAUUUCAGAAAUUAUACAAUUAGCUGAAGAGUAUAAACUUCCAAUUAUUGCAGACGAAAUUUAUGCAGAUAUGAUUUUUGACGAGUCAAAGAAAUUUGUUAGAAUGGCAGAGUUAACUGAGACAGUUCCAAUUUUGAGCGUAGGUGGAAUUGCAAAACAGUACCUUGUACCUGGAUGGAGAAUUGGUUGGAUUUGCAUUUACGAUAAACAAGGUUAUUUGAAUGUUGUAAGAGACGGUAUUCAAAGGUUAACAACAUUGAUUUUAGGUGCCAACACACUCAUUCAAGGUGCUUUACCAGAUAUUCUGGAAAAGGUCGAUGAAUCAUUCUACAAGAAUGUGAACAGGUCACUGAAGGAAAGUUCUGAUUAUACCACUGAAAGAGUUUCACAAAUUAAGGGUCUUUCUGCCAUCAAACCACAAGGAGCCAUGUAUUGCAUGAUAGGUAUCGAUUUGAACAUGUUCGACGAGUCCAUUCGAGACGAUGUGGAAUUCUCGUCGCUUCUUCUCAAGGAAGAAAGCCUUGUGGUUUUGCCUGGCCAAUGCUUUAGAAUGAAAAACUAUUUCAGGGUAGUGACCUGCCCAUCUAAAGCAGAUCUUGUGGAAGCUUACGACCGAUUAGAAGCAUUCUGCCAAAGACACUUGCGAAAGCAAUAA
Molecule: messenger RNA, 1260 nt
Organism: Naegleria lovaniensis
Lineage: Eukaryota; Heterolobosea; Eutetramitea; Acrasida; Naegleriidae
Exons: 2
Coding region: 1-1260 (419 amino acids)
Biological process (GO): biosynthetic process; aromatic amino acid metabolic process
Molecular function (GO): L-tyrosine:2-oxoglutarate transaminase activity; pyridoxal phosphate binding
Source: RefSeq, a predicted model, not a curated record